Messenger RNA from Lodderomyces elongisporus, 489 nucleotides. Its product is annotated as mitochondrial 37S ribosomal protein MRPS8. The record is from RefSeq and is a predicted model, not a curated record. NCBI's taxonomy places the organism in Eukaryota, Fungi, Ascomycota, Pichiomycetes, Serinales, Debaryomycetaceae. Gene Ontology annotation, molecular function: structural constituent of ribosome. Gene Ontology annotation, cellular component: ribosome. Bases 1 to 489 code for a protein of 162 amino acids. The transcript has a single exon. Gene Ontology annotation, biological process: translation.
AUGACUGUUGCUACAAAAACAUCUUCAUUGAUCACUCUAUCACACUUUUGUGCACACAUAAAGAACUGUCUCAACAAUGCGCUAGCCAAGACAGCUGUUCCUUACAAUAGAACCAACUUGCAAGCAGCAUUACAAUUAUAUAACCAAGGGUUUAUCUCCGGUAUUCAAAGAGGGUCCACUUUUGGGCCUGAUCAGGUGGAAACAGAAGUUACACAUGAAAAUAUCAGUUCUAGGAGGAUAUGGAUUGAUCUUAAAUAUAGACAAAACCAGUCUGUGAUAAAUCAGAUGAAGAUGGUCUCGGUGCCAAGCAAAAAAGUUGAGUUGAGUGCUGAAGACGUAAGGAACUUGGCUGCUGGUGUCAAGGUGAGGAGAGUGGAUCCAAUCCAACCAGCAGAGUGUUUAUUUAUUGAAAAUGAAGGUCAAUUAUACGAGUUGAAAGAUGCCGCAAAGAAAGGAUUGGGUGGGAAGGCAUUGUUCCGCAUAAGGUAG